AUCAAAUCCAUUUAAACAGGAGCCCAUUACUAGUAAUUAGUAAUGGGCUCCUCAUUUAAACUAUUCUACUUCUUAUUUGAGUUUGAGUCCUUCUUUUAUUUGGACUCGUUUUCUGUUAUUCCAGCUCUAACUAUUCCCAACACUGAUUGAUAGGUCUAUUGAGGUUUAAUUUUCACUAAAGAAUAGUGACCAAGUAUUCGAAUUAAAUUCAAAUUAUAUCUUCACACACCCUUAUUUAUUACAUCUACGAAUGACUAAAAUUCUUAAAAACUUUGACAUUCGCUAAUUGUUCAUCACUGGAAUCUUUCUGUAGUUGCUUGRAYUCUUUCAAAAUUCUCAUCGUAAUCUUACUAAAUCACCUGAAGAGAAUAAUUUUAACUAGUGAGCCAACUUUGUUUUUAUUUUGUAGUAGGAUUAAAAACAAGGCUUAGAAGAGGGAUUUUUUCCGUAUUCAUGAUGUUUCUACAGCGUCACAAGAAAAUAAAGCUCAAUAAAACGACCAAUUCACCCAAGUUGAAGAAAAAGGUUUCUUGGAAGGUUCCACUAAAGUCGACGUCAGUYGCCGUGAUGGGCAAGAGAGCCGAAGGAUUGAAAGACCUGAGMUCACCAGACGAGUGGGAAAUUGUCGAGAGUAUCGGCGAAGGAACUUACGGCGAAGUUUUCAAAGUACGGAACAGCAGCUCAGAUCAAGUUGCUGCAGCCAAAGUCAUCGACUCAAUUCUAGAAAAAAUCGAAGAAGUAUUGCCAGAAUUAGAAAUUCUGAAGAAGUACUCCGAUCAUCCAAAUGUGGCUGGUUUCUUCGGAGCGUAUAUUAAGCGGGAUCAGAAGAGACAAGAUCAACUAUGGCUUGUCAUGGAGCUUUGUCGAGGAGGUUCAGUUACAAACUUGGCGCGAAAUCUUGUGAGUAAAGGCAAAGCAUUAGAAGAAGAUCUGAUUGCUUAUAUUCUUUAUGAGACCUUAAAGGGAAUCGAAUACUUGCAUCGCAAUUGUGUAAUGCACAGAGAUAUCAAAGGGCAGAACGUMAUGCUAACCAACGAUGCUGAGAUUCGACUCAUUGACUUUGGUGUUUCUGCCCAGUUAGCAAACGUAAAGACGCGAAGAAAUUCGUCCGUUGGAACUCCUUUUUGGAUGGCGCCUGAGGUGAUCGCUUGUGAGCAACAACUUGAGUAUAACUACGACCUUCGAUGUGAUAUUUGGUCCUUGGGGAUCACGGCUAUUGAACUCGCCGAUGGACGUUCACCUUUAUCAGAAGAACAUCCAAUGAGAGCGUUGUUCAAAAUACCAAGGAGCAAACCACCAACGAUGAAAAACCCUGAGAAAUGGUCGCACGAGUAUCGGGAUUUCGUAGCGAAGUGUCUUGUGAAGGAUUUUGAGCAGAGAUCGUACUCCAAGGAACUUCUUGAACAUCCUUUUCUGAGUUGGGURCCUACCAAACACGAUUCGCUUAGACGUAAACUUCGAGGAGUGAUGGAUUCGCAGUAUCACGGAAAAGACGGAAUUAUGGACGAAGUUAAACGCGAAAAAGAGUCCAGCCAAGGAAGAGUUUUAACUACCGAAGGUCCAUACGUCAAGCCAAACGCUCGACGAAAUAAAGAAAUGUUGCUUGUAGACGAUUUAACGACUCUUCCAAGCCUUACUGAUGAAAUCAUUCUGUCUCACUUAUUGGAGAGGUUUCUUGGCCAGCAAAUUUAUACGUAUAUUGGUGAUAUACUGAUUGCAGUCAACCCGCUACAAUCCUUGAAUAUAUACACAAAGAAGCAUUCCGAGRCGUAUCGUCAUGUUGACAAGAAUGCGAUGCCACCUCACAUUUUCAUGGUUGCUGACAUGACGUACAGAGCAAUGAUCCAUAACCAAGCGCCCCAGUGUUGUUUGAUUAGUGGUGAAAGCGGAGCAGGUAAAACAGUGUCAGCAAACUUUCUCGUGCAACAAUUGGCCGAGUUAGGCAAGAACGAUGGAAACUUUGACCCUGAAAUCGCGUACAGAGAAAAACUUAACCAUGCCGUAAGUGACUGCAUGGAAUGCUGGGACAGCACCUCGCACAAGAAAAAUAAAGGUGGAAAUAAAACAUUAGAAGAAAAGAUCUUACAGUUUACAGUUUCUUCGUUACUUGAACUCAAUGCUGUCGAGCUUAGAGAUGCACUGACAACAAAUAGUAAUGUCACUAGAGGUGAGACAAUCGUUCGGAAUAACACCGUUGAGCAAGCAGUCGAUUGCAGAGAUGCAAUGGCCAARGCUUUGUAUGGAAGGUUGUUUAGUUGGAUUGUCAAGAGAAUCAACACUUUGUUAAAAUUCUACUCUGAUCCCGUCAACAAAGACAACGAGUACAGGAUUGGUAUACUGGAUAUCUUUGGCUUCGAGAAUUUCAAAACCAACUCCUUUGAACAGCUCUGUAUCAACAUCGCGAACGAACAAGUUCAGUUUUACUUCAACCAACAAAUUUUCUCUUGGGAACAGGAAGAAUACAAAAUCGAAGGAGUCGAUUUAUCGAUGAUCAAGUUUGAAGACAAUCGUCCCGUACUCGACAUGUUUCUUCAGAAACCSAUUGGAAUCCUUGCUCUUCUCGACGAGGAAAGUCGUUUUCCGCGCGCAACGGACUUCACCCUAGUUGAGAAAUUCAACAACAACAUUCAAAGUCGUCACUAUCAGAAACCAAAGGAUAAGAGCAAUGUGCCUGGUUUUUGUAUCCUGCAUUACGCUGGCAAGGUGAAAUAUGAUGCCACUAAUUUCUUGGAAAAGAAUCGAGACACUUUGUCGCCAGACGUCGUUCAUGUACUGCGAACGAGUGAGAAUAAACUAGUCAGGACUUUGAUCCAGCUACAGCCAAGUAAACAAGAUUUGAAUACUAAACGRGACAGUGCUCUCUUCGGUUCUUCAGGCGCUGCACAAAAGACGAAAAUCCAAGUAAUAUCUAGACAAGGUUCUGAUGCAAGAUCUAACUCCAGCUCGACCGGGAGACUGAACCAGACCGUUUCCAUACACUUCAGGUCUUCAUUGAAAGAUCUYUUAUCGAAAUUACUACCAAGUCAGUCCCACUUUGUAAGGUGCAUUCGACCCAACGAGUCUAUGAUUCCAGGAAGGUUUGACCAGGAAAAAGUCAUGAGCCAACUGAAGUACACUGGUGUUUUAGAAACUACGCGAAUUCGAAAAGAGGGAUAUUCUGAAAGGCCUUCAUUCGAGGAGUUCACUAAAAGGUAUCACAUGAUUGGSUACCCAGGCCAUGAAAAGGUGGAACCGAGUGCAGCUUCGUGCGAAGUUAUUCUUCGAGCUGCAAGGAUUGACAAGUAUAUCAUUGGGAAAACCAAAGUCUUCAUGAAGUAUUAUCACGUUGAGAGGUUGACGCAGCUCUUGGAAGCACAUCGUGCUCGUGUUGUCAUGGUACAGUCAGUAAUUCGUGUAUGGCUGGCUAAGCGAAGAUAUAAGAGGAUGGUCCAGGAUCGAAGUGAUGCUGCGCUUCACAUUCAGUCAGUUUUCCGCGGUCAUCUUGCAAGACAAGUGUACAGAAAAGAGAGAGAUCGACGAAGACUUGAAGAGGAAGAAAGGAUGAGAAAACAAAUGUUUUUGAAGAAAUUGUUACAAAAGAAACGAGAAGAUGAUGAGAAAAAAGCAUUGGCACACCGACAUGCACAAGCAACUAAGAUUCAAGCUGUAUUUCGUGGAUAUCUAGUCAGGAAAAACAAGGAUCAAAUCAAGAAGGAACAGACUGUUUAUAAGCGCAAGGGCGAAGAAGAUAAACGUAACCGUUCUGCAGUCAUCAUUCAAUCACAUUACAGAGGUUAUCAGGCCAGGAAACUUUAUCAAAAGAAGAAAGCGAAAGAGGACUCUUCAGAUGUCAAAACAAUAUAUUUUCUGCAACAGAUCAUGGAUUCGUGCAGUGAUUUCUAUGACUUGCAACAACACACUGGUUUGUCAAAUUCAAAGCGAAGCAAGAAAAAGACUUUCGUGAUAAACGAGCUAAGUCAGAGUKGCAGAACUGAUUCCGUUGUCAUCCCAAAAGCUUCUGAUGAGCUUGAGUUAGCAUCUCAACAGGAAACAAAAAGAAUCUAUUUGACACAGCAGAUUGAAAGCUCAUUAUCAACGUUUUUGGAUCGCUUGCAUCUCCAYAUCGACAAGAGUCCUACAGAAGCAGAAUUGAAAAUGUCUGAAGUAAAGAAUGCUCGAAAUAAAUUCAGAGACAUCGUGCGAACAAAGUUUUCAAUAACUCCACCGGAAGUACGACAGGCUGAGAUGAACAGAAUCGCGUCCCAUCGUGGCCAACGGUCAUUCAGGAAAGAAAUUUGGUCGGCCGGCGAUGAAACGUACCUACGAAGUUUUGCUGUAAGUUUUCCUUUCACAAAUUUCCUGGAUAUCCAGGGUUUUUUCUUUCCUCUCCCUCCUGACGAUGAMGUGCAAGAGGAUUACCAAAAAAGUCGGUCAAGACGAAUUAGCGAUAUGUUGUCGAUUGUCGAGGGGCUUCCUUCUGACUCUAGAAAUGAUCCAGACUGGCUCGUUGACUYCAACAACAACAGUCCAUCUCAUCGUAUUUUCCCAUUCAAACGAAGCAAGUCGCCGCCACCAAUCAAUGUAUUUGACGGGAAAACUUCCGAAAACAUCAGUCAAAGUCGACUUCGUGCUGUUCCUCCACACGCUAGACGACGACAAGAACAACCCAAACAAGAAGAGGCUAGACCAUUUACUACUCUACGUCAUAUUGAAAGGCAACCACCAAUUGAGAGUGCACCUCCUCCAACACAGUUCGUACGUCCCGAAAGAAAAACCUCCGCGGAGACUGUGCGGGAAAAGACUCCAACUCUUGAGCCCGUUGUCAUUCCGCUGACUAGGAAGAAGACACCGCCUGUCAAGUUAUUUGUAGAACCCAAGCGUGAUCCAUCUCCAGAGCGUCCACCUCUUGUUCGUGUCCAACAGAAAGUUCGUAAUCAGCCAAUGGUAAAACCAGCACCAAAGCAAGCUUCUGUUGAAGCCCCACAGAUAAAUGGUGUUGUUCUCAGGAAGACUUCUAGCCAGGAGCGUGGUCCCUAUAGACGUCCAGAGCCGAAAAACGUCAAACUUAAACACGUGCCCAAUGGCAUAAAGAAUGAAAAUACUAACGAGUUGUACUCCCACGCCCUGAGGAAGACAGGACGAAGAUCAGCAUUGGGUGUCCCGGAUGAUGAUGGAGACUCAAAAGUCACUAGAAUCAUGUUCAAUGUUUCACUGGAAGCUGCAUCKUGAGCUCAUUGUCGGAAUCAGUUUUGCUUUCAAAGCAAGACAUUAAUCGUGAUGGCGUCAAUUGACKACAACUAGUGGGAUACUUUCAUUUCUUUUGCAUUUCGUUUUUAUUCAAAUUAUAUUCUCUUUUCAAAAAAUAAAAGCAAGGGAAAAGUGAAUAUGAGAAAAGUAAAAGAGAAAGAAGGGAAAMAAUGGGAAAAUGAAAGAAAACAAGUAUUCUGGUAGUUGUAGUUUAUGACGGCAUCAUGGAUAGCCCUCUUUGUAUAAUUACAUCCUCACUUGACGAGGAUGAACUCAGAAGGUUAAAAUAUCUCAUUCAGCCAUUUUGAUUAUAUUUAAAAGACUCAAAGGCCCAUGCAUCUUCACCUUAUUUUUAUAUGUACAGUACGCAAAUAUCUAGUCACCUCCAUGAUACAAGAUUAGCGACACUAUUUUGGGAGUAGUGUUUGGGAAAUCUUUCACAGUCGUAUACAUGGCUUUUGUUUAUUUUGUUUAUUUUUUUUUUUUUUUUAUAGUGGUAUUCCACUCUAACUGUAGAUGCGUUGAAAUAUUUGUUUCAAAGGUUGUUAAUUAGCUGCUUGUUAGUUUGUAAUGAUUUUAAUCUUUAUCUACUGGAAAGUCUCUCACUCAGCCGUUUUUAGCUAGUGUCAAACACAUUACACGGCUGUGAUGGAGGCCACUGAGCACUAGCUAUUUCUUUCACGUGUUUAAUGCCGUCUUCACUCGAAUUUAUGAAAUUAUUAAAGGUGGCAAUCGGUUACAGAUGUCCAGCUUCUUGUCGACUCGGAUGAGAAGUUAAACAUUUGUGAACAGGGCUACAAGAGAGUGCCUUUUUAUGAGGGCACGAGGGAAGUGGCCCUGAGAGAUUUUUAGAUUUUUGGAAAAUGUUUGUACCUUUUUUAUUUUUAGUAGAUACUCUAUUUUCAGGUUAUUAUUUUCAUCGCGCUUAUCAUAAGUAUUUAUGAUUAUAUACUUAUUAUCUUGAACACAAGUUCGAGGAAACGGUCGAUCUGAGACCGAGGAGCAUUGUGGGAAUUUUCAAAAUGGCGAAUACUCGACUCAUUUCACUCAUCACAUAUUYUCUUGAGUGACCUUUAAUUACAUCGUCUAGCAUAUUGUGCCUGGAAAUUAGAACCGUCUUUAGAUAGUUUCCGACAUGAACUUCAGUGGCUCUCAGAUUGAUCCUUUCCGAGCUAUUACCCUGGACUUGUUUAUACAAUAACUCCAUGAAAAAAGCAGAAAAAAAGUAGUAUUUAUAGCGCAAACACUAUGUAAAUAGUCUAUAGUUGCCAAACAAAACCACAAUAUCAAGAACAUAACAAAAACAUAAUAAAAUUGAAAUACUACAUA
Molecule: messenger RNA, 6555 nt
Organism: Exaiptasia diaphana
Lineage: Eukaryota; Metazoa; Cnidaria; Anthozoa; Actiniaria; Aiptasiidae
Product: myosin-IIIb
Exons: 47
Coding region: 454-5208 (1584 amino acids)
Biological process (GO): protein phosphorylation
Cellular component (GO): myosin complex
Molecular function (GO): protein binding; protein kinase activity; cytoskeletal motor activity
Source: RefSeq, a predicted model, not a curated record